Molecule: messenger RNA, 1176 nt
Organism: Sabethes cyaneus
Lineage: Eukaryota; Metazoa; Arthropoda; Insecta; Diptera; Culicidae
Product: deubiquitinase OTUD6B
Exons: 2
Coding region: 72-995 (307 amino acids)
Biological process (GO): protein deubiquitination
Molecular function (GO): cysteine-type deubiquitinase activity
Source: RefSeq, a predicted model, not a curated record
UUUUCAUUGCGUCCAUUGUUAUCAGCACGUUUCGCAAAAUAUUUAAUAACUUCAGCUUGGAAGAGACCGCCAUGAGCGAAGAAAACCGGCAGCACGCUCUCGACGAAGACGAGGAAACCCUACUUGCUCGCCAUCGCAAGGAGAAAAAAGAACUGCAAGCAAAAGUGCAAUCCCUUAAAAAAGCCAAGGUUGAUAAAAAGAAGAAAAAGGAACUGCAAGAUGAGAUUGUCCGGCUGGAAGCGGAUCUCGAAAGCCGACACGCCGAAGAACUGAAUCGAUUGAAUUCACUAAAAAUCAACGAAAGUAGUUGCGAUUCCGAACAGUCCCCGGCGGAGGCACCGUCAACUGAUGAAAAACAACCCAAACUCUCGAAAGCCCAGCGAAGGCGUGAGAAAAAGUCCCAGGAAGAUAAGGAGCGUGAGGAGCAGAUAAAAGCCGAGGAAGCACAGCAGACGGAUUCUCCCCGCAUUCGAGAGGAUAAAAAAAUCGCAGAAAUCCUAGCCAAACGAGGCCUGGUAGGCUUUACCGUGCCAGCCGACGGUGACUGCCUGUACAAUGCGAUCAAACACCAGCUGACCAGGAUAGGUGUGAACGGUUACGAAACGGUUGACCUGCGUCACCUUGCGGCCGACUACAUUGAGGACAACCGCGACCAGCUGAUCUGCUACAUGAGCAACCCGGAAUCGGAGGACGUCAUGAGUGAGGAAGAAUUCCGCAAAUACUGUUUCCAGGUGCGUUACACCAAAUCGUGGGGUGGUGAAAUCGAGAUUAAAGCUCUGUCGAGCAGCUUGCGCUGCCCGAUCGAAGUGAUACAGGCUAGCGGACCGUCACCGGUGCACGGCGAAGACGGUGAUGCCGGGCGCAAGCUGGUACUGACCUACCACCGGCACAUGUACCGACUGGGUGAGCAUUAUAAUUCAACCGUGCCAAUGUCGGAGAAGAAGAAUAAUGAUGAGAACGACGAUAGUGGGGAGUAUGAACAGGAUGAUGGUUGAUCGUCGUCGGGCAAGUUUUAAUAGUGAUAUGAGAUUGUCUACUACUGUUUUGGUCGUUUUGGUUGCAUGAUUGAAGUUAAAAAUAAUCGUAAUUAUAUAGCUUAUAAAGCAGUAAUAAAGUUUGUUUACUAGUAUGGACUUUUAUGCUGUUGUGGAUCCCACGCAAAGCAAAGCUUUGGUG